AUGUCUCCAGCUUCCAAAUCCAAGUCAAAAGACAGAAAGGCCGGGAAGGAACCUCCCAAGGGCUCCUUAAAGCCUUCCCUUCACAUCAACAGCAGCUCUGGAGCCCCGGCCAGUGGGUACAACCCCCUGUCUGGAACAUUCCACACAUUCGACACCUCGCCCAUCCCCACAUCCAGCCAGCUCCCCACCAACACCCGUUUCCGCAACAUGGAUGAUCCAGAUGACCCCAACCCGUCCCUUAACGGCACUGAGUACGACUCCAUCUCCAACAACGGCAGCUGGUCAGGCGAGUCUGAGGACCACCGUGAGAAACCUCCCCUUCCGCCCCAUCCUCGCCCGGAACUGCCAGUCCCCGGCGCCGACAAUGACAAGCGGGAGAAAAUACGGCUGAAAAACGAGCGGAAGCACCAGCGCCAGAAGGAAAGGCGGGCCCAGGAGCUGCACGAGCGGUGCACCGGCUACCUCAUGUCGAGGAAGCUAGAGGCCCUCUCCCAGCAGCUCGUGUCCAUGGGCUUCCCCCAGGAGCGGGCCAUGAUGGCCCUCAUCCUAAACGAGGGUCGAGUGGAGGAGUCUGUCGCAUGGCUUUUCGAGGAAGACAAUAAUAACAGGCAGGAGGCACAAAGUCUGUAUAAUGGCAGUGGGGGGAAUCUGAAGAUCGACAUCUCGGAAGAGCUGGCCCGCAUAGCCGAGAUGGAGGUUAGGUACAAGGCAUCCAAGCAGGAGGUGGAACGGGCCGUGGUUUCGUGCGAGGGUGACCUCCAGCGGGCGGACGAGAUGCUGCGUUCCCAGAAGGAGGAGGAGCAGCUUCCAGCCAAGCUCGAACAAGGGAUAAUUGGCGAUCCUCCUACCGUGGCCAAUAACGUCAAGCAGCAGCCUGGGCCCCCAGUGAAUCAGAAUCCUAUUAGAAUACAAGCGAAACCCACGGUGCCUGUGGCUGCCCAGCAGAAGAGGGAAGAGAAAGAUUUCAACUACACUAAACCUCCCCCGACGGUGGGUCCCCCAGCUGACCCGGGGACCAAAAACGUGCAGGUGCUGAAGGUUCCACCUAAACCGGACUGGACAAAAUCGCAGCAGGUUCCGGCCCCGACAGAGAAACGGUGGACGGGCGCAAGUGCAAGUGUGGGAUCUCAUAAUAAUAAUAAUACUAACAACACCAACAAUAAUAGUAAUCCGUCUACUUCGUUUCCGCUAUCAUCAUCGCCUUUGCUGGCUUCACUUCCCCCUGCCAAGACAGAGCCGCCUCGUUUCUUAGCUGUUGGGAACGAGUUGAAGAAUUUACAGCUCGGGUCGGUUAAGGAGCCAGUCAUGGUAAUGCAGAGACCUCAACAACCUAUCUCUACUGCAAAGCAAGCUCCACCUCAAUCCUCCAGCACGAGCCUUGGGACGACCGCGGGCUGGUAUUCCAAUACCGUCGAGACAUUGAGGCCCAACAGGCUCGACCCAUCUUUUGCUGUUGCUAGAGCCGUCAACCCCGAGAUUGUGAGCUCAGAUCCAAUGUACAGCCAGUUUCAUUACCAACAACAGCAGCAGCAGCAGUAUGUGUCCAAUAGUAGAGGCCUUGCAGCUGCCUCGUCGCUAGGCCUGUUUUCAGGAGUAGGCACAAAUGGGGGUCCAUCCGGGUCUGUUGACUGGAAAACGGGUGGGUCCAUAUUGCAUUGUGAUUACGCAAACGUGGACUGGAGUUUGGACCGUGGGUUGUUGCCCCAAAGGCCCAAUGGACUGUGGCCCGGGACAAGCUACCCUGUGCAGAAUAAUGGUUAUGGGGUGAGUGACAUCUCCGUCACUCGUGAGGAAGAACAGGCCCUGGGCGGGGACCAAUUCAGCGACCACCGACGAUCAGACACCGGAUUUGCGCUGGGAGACGACCAACAGGAGGGCGAAACCCUAGAGGCGGCCCAUUUUCACGAAUAG
Striga hermonthica is the source of this 1911-nucleotide messenger RNA. The record is from the annotation of a GenBank genome assembly. NCBI's taxonomy places the organism in Eukaryota, Viridiplantae, Streptophyta, Magnoliopsida, Lamiales, Orobanchaceae.